AUGAUCUCUGUGGUGAACAGAAGACGGGUUAUUUGCUAUUACACAAUUUUGACAACAUAUUUCGUAAGUGUUACUUUGUGUGGAGUGUCGUUGAUAACACUGACUGCAAUAAGUGUGGACAGACUUCUCGCUUUGCUACUGGGUCUCAGAUACAGACAAGUUGUAACUUUGAAAAGAACUCGUUUUAUUUCUGUUGGUGGUUGGAUUGUGUUUAUUGUCGGUGCAUCUACCUCCUUUCUUAGUCGUUUUAUAGUUUCAUUGUACGCAUAUAUAGGUGCAGCUUUUUGUUUACUCCCUACAAUCUGUGCCUACACAAAAAUCUUCAUGUCUCUGCGUCAUAACCAAAUUCAUGGUGAGAACCAUGUUGUUCAAGGACAAUCGAGCCAAGUAAAUACACUGAAUAAAGCUCGAUACAGAAAGGCAGUGUACAGUGCACUGUGGGUGCAGGUAACAUUGCUUAUUUGUUAUCUGCCGUUCGUUAUAGCUGAAGCUUUAACACCUCAAAGGGGAAUGCAGUUAUCUACUUACCUUGCUAGGGGAUUUACAAUUACUUUAGUGUAUUUAAACUCGUCGUUAAACCCGUUUCUGUACUGCUGGAAGAUCACAGAAGUGAGACAAGCUGUAAAAGAAACAUUACAACAACUACACUUCUGUACCUGA
Porites evermanni is the source of this 660-nucleotide messenger RNA. The record is from the annotation of a GenBank genome assembly. NCBI's taxonomy places the organism in Eukaryota, Metazoa, Cnidaria, Anthozoa, Scleractinia, Poritidae.